Physella acuta is the source of this 1976-nucleotide messenger RNA. RefSeq names its product mannosylglucosyl-3-phosphoglycerate phosphatase-like. Gene Ontology annotation, biological process: nucleotide catabolic process. Lineage: Eukaryota; Metazoa; Mollusca; Gastropoda; Physidae. Gene Ontology annotation, molecular function: hydrolase activity. The record is from RefSeq and is a predicted model, not a curated record.
UACUAAGUUAAAGAUCGCCUUCUAUAUUAUUUAUAACACUUAACUUAGGCCUAGCAGGCUAAACUAUUAUUUUACUACUAAUCCAUCUAUACAAAUGGCGACUCAAUAAAUUAUUACUGGAUACAGCAAUACAGUGCUUUAAAAGAAAUCACAAACCAUGGCAUUAACUAUUCUUCACUUCAAUGAUGUAUAUAAUAUUGAGGGACAAAAAGAUGAGCCGAGAGGUGGUGCAGCACGCAUGCACACUUAUAUAAAAAGUCAGAAAAAAUUAGAUCCCCUUGUUCUUUUUAGUGGGGAUGCUCUUAAUCCAUCAUUAAUGAGUAUAUUUUUGAAAGGUGAACAGAUGAUCCCAAUUCUCAAUGAACUAGGUGUCGCUGCAGCUGUCUAUGGCAACCAUGAUUUUGAUUUCGGUGUAGACCAUUUGAAAAGUUUUGCAGAGCAGUGCAAGUUUCCAUGGCUGUUGAGUAAUGUGAAAGAUAUGGUAAAUAAUGAGCCACUUGCCCGUGGGGAAACCUAUGUGAUGCUAGAGCAUGCUGGGAUCAAAAUUGGCAUCAUUGGUCUGGUAGAAGAAGAAUGGAUAGACACUCUAUCAACAUUAGAUCCUGAUGACGUGACUUUUAUUGAUUUUGUAGAGGCUGGAGUUCAUUUGUCUGAUAUUGUCAGACAGCUGGGUGCCCAACUUGUAAUAGCACUAACUCACAUGCGUGUUCCCAAUGAUGUGCGUCUUGCUGAGUGUGUGCCUGGUAUUGAUAUUAUUCUAGGUGGCCAUGAUCAUGAUUAUGAAAUCAUCAAUGUGAAAGGCAAAUAUGUUAUAAAAAGUGGUACAGAUUUCCGCAACAUGUGCAAGCUAACCCUCACACAGAGCAACAACAACAGCAAUAGCGGCUGGGAUGUGAAUGUUGAGAAGGUGGACCUGGACUCUAGUGUACCAGAGGACCCUGAGAUGCUGAAAGUAGUUCAAGCUAAUCUCAGUAGCAUUGAUGAUAAGAUGGAUACUUACCUGGGUUGUAUGAAUGUAGAAAUGGAUGGAAGAUUUUCAUCAGUCAGAACUCAAGAGACUAACUUAGGUAACUUUAUCACAGACAUCAUACUGACAGCCACAAAAGCAGAUUGUGCCCUGUUAAAUUCUGGCACUUUCCGCUCUGAUCGUAUUCACCCUAAAGGAGACUUUAAGCUGAGAGAUCUGCUGACCAUUCUCCCCCUGGUCGAUGCGUUAGUUGUGAUUAAAGUUACAGGCCUUCAACUGAUUGAAGCUUUAGAAAACAGUGUCAGCAAGUACCCAGUCAAAGAGGGCAGGUUCCCUCAGGUGGCGGGGCUAUGUUUUGGGUUUGACCCCACCCGUCCUGCGGGCCAGAGGAUAGGGAAGGAGCUGGUCAAGGUGCAGGAUGAGUACAUUGAUCCAGACAAGGAGUAUCGUCUUGCUACCAAAGAAUAUGUAGCUCAAGGAAAAGAUGGGUUCGAUGUUUUAAAAGAUUGUGAAGUGUUGAUCACUUCAGAACAGUGUCCCUCCUUAUCCACGAUGGUACAAAAUCACUUCAAUGCUGUCAGAAUCUUUUUGGGAGAGAUGGAAUGUCCAUCAGGGCACAGACAAAGUCUUGUUGCCUUGAAAAGACGAGAAGAGAUGGUAAAACAAAUGAGUGUUGAUAUAGAAUGCUCCACCAAACCAAGGAAGCUGAUCCGCCAAGAGAGUAUACACGGGCUAGAGAAUGAACAGAAUUUCUUGUCACCCCGAGUAGAAGGCCGCAUAUAUAUACUUACUGAGGAGAAACGCAGAGUUAUGCUGUCACUAAUGCCGAGCGGGAUGAUACGCAACUUAAGCACACUCUCAGAGGAGUCAAGGUCCUCUUCUGAUGAGCUCCAGUGAGACUUAGCUCAAGGUUCACUUCAGAUGAGCUCAAGUGAGAUUUACCUCAAGGUCCUCUUCAGAUGAGUUUCAGUUAAAUUUAGCUCAAUUGUCCCUUCUUUUAAGUUCCAGA